Molecule: messenger RNA, 886 nt
Organism: Paramuricea clavata
Lineage: Eukaryota; Metazoa; Cnidaria; Anthozoa; Malacalcyonacea; Plexauridae
Source: the annotation of a GenBank genome assembly
AUGAAUAAAAGUUGGCGUAAAUCAAAUAAAAACAAAGUACAAGACGAUCAACGACAGCGAAGUCGGAAAGAACGGAAUCUGGAAGAUUGUGUAGCUGCUGUGGUCGUAAACAUGUGGGUAAGCAAGUUUGCCCAGCUAAAGGUAAAGUUUGCUUUAAGUGUAAAAAAUGUAAUCACUAUUCACGAAUGUGUAGAAGUAAGACGGUGCAUGCAGUUGAAGCUUCUAACAAUUCAAGUUACGAGGACGGUGAUUUCUUUAUCGGGGUAGUUAAUGAAGUUAGCGAUACAAACGAUGAAAUAUCCUUGCAGUUGUUAAUCGAAGGGAGUGACUCAAUUAAAGCUAAACUAGAUACUGGGGCCCAAGUUAACGUAAUGCCGGUACACGUUUAUAAUUCCUUAAAGACAAAGUCAAAAGUGUUACAGCCAACUAAAGUAAAAUUAAUUGCAUACGGGGGAAAUAGAAUUGGUAGAUGUCAGCUGAAAUGCAAAUAUAAGAACGAGAGCUAUAAAAGAAACAUAUAACAUGGUGUCAGGUGUGGGAUAUAAGAACGAAGCCCAUAACCUUGAAUUUUACGUUGUUAAUGCCACUGCUCUCGCUGCUUUGAGUUUAAAACAUGCCAAGAUCUAUCAUUAAUCAAAGUUAUAAUGACGGUGAAUAAGCCGGACGAAACACCAAUUGUGAUCAGUUACUUGAAGAGUUUAGUGAUGUUUUCAAAGGCCAAGGAUGUUUAUCGCAUGAAUAUCACAUUCAAUUAAAGCCAGGCGUUAAACCCGUCGUGCAUGGUGCAAGAAAAACACCUGUCAGCUUGAGAGAUAAAGUAAAACACGAAUUAGAACGAAUGGAAAAGUUAAAUAUAUUACGAAGAGUUGAUGAGCCAACAGCAUGA